Molecule: messenger RNA, 495 nt
Organism: Lactuca saligna
Lineage: Eukaryota; Viridiplantae; Streptophyta; Magnoliopsida; Asterales; Asteraceae
Source: the annotation of a GenBank genome assembly
GUAGCUUUAUGUGGUUUUGAUUCCACUGAUAUAGUCAUGAAGAGAAAGAUUCUAUCAUUUGAAUUUUGUGUUUGUUUUGUUUCGCUUUCAGAAAGUCCAGAAAGGUGUGUCAGUUCUUGGAGCAUAAAUGGGAUUUUUUCUAAGGUUUUUUUAACCUUUGCUGGUGGUGCUUCCAUGAUUCUUAAACCUGAGAACUACCUUGUCCCAUCACAGCCUCAUUACAAUGUUGAUCUACAAAGCAUUUUGGUCAACGGUCAAAAGUUGACCAUUCACCCAACUGCUUUCGCCACAGAUAACCAAGGAACCAUUGUUGAUACAGGAAGAAUUACAGCCAUGUUGAUACAGAUCAAAAUGAUGGAUGUUUUCAUGGGGAUUAAAAUCUUGUCUGAUUUAGGUUGGAAGUUUAGAUGGAAGAAUUACAGCCAUGGGGAAACAAAUACAAAAGGUUUCACAAGCCUGCAGAUUGUAAUAACAGGAAAAGCAAAGGAAAAUUGA